CAUCUUGACCAACAAGCGCCUCGAGGUCAUUGACAAGGAAAAAAAUGUCGACGAGUGUUUGGAGUGAGGGAGCAGUGAAAUGAAAGAGAGAGGCACUUAAAUAGAGGGCGCUCAGCUCGAGCGGCAGGCCACCUUGCUCGGCUCCCACCUCCUCCGAGCUUCCAUUUCCGGCGGCCGGAACCAGAUGGCGCCGGCGGCCUGAUUCCGGCGUGAGAAGAAAGGAGGGGUGGUGGAGACAGCGAAGCGAUAAUGGGGGAGGCGGAGGAGGACGGCUCGGCCGGCUGCUCCUUCUCCCUCAUGUGCCUGGAGGACGGCGCUGACCUCGGCGGCGGCCUCACCGGCAGCGCCGAUGACGGGAAGCUGCUCCUGCUGUGCAGCGAAGCUGAGGAAGAGGAGGACGAGGAGUACAUGGACCACCUCGUGUCCAAGGAGAGCAAAUUCUGCUGCUCGCCUUCCUCGUCCGCGUCGUCCUCCCCUGCAGCCUUCUCCGACUUCUCCGACGCCGGCGCCGAGUCGUCGCCGUCGCCGAUGCCCUCCUCCGAGGACUGGUUCCGGUGCGCGCGCCGGGACACCGUCAAGUGGAUCAUCGAGACUCGAGCUUGCUUCGGCUUCUCCCACCGCACGGCGUACCUGGCCGUCGCCUACUUCGACCGCUUCUGCCUCCACCGGUGCUUCGACAGGUCGGUGAUGCCGUGGGCGGCGCGGCUCCUGGCGGUGGCGUGCGUGUCGCUGGCGGCGAAGAUGGAGGAGUACCGCGCGCCGGCGCUGUCGGAGUUCCGCGCCGACGACGAGUACGACUUCAGCUGCGCCUCCAUCCGGCGCAUGGAGCUGCUCGUGCUGUCCACGCUGGGGUGGCGCAUGGGCGGCGUCACCCCCUUCGACUACCUCCCCUGCCUCUCCUCCAGGCUACGCCGUGGCAGCGGCGGCGGCGGUCUCGCCGCCGCCAAGGCCGCCGCCCUCAUCUUUACAACCGCCGAAGCUGCGAGCGUGCUCGACUACCGGCCGUCCACCGUGGCCGUCGCCGCCGUCCUGGCGGCGCUCCAUGGCGCUCUGUCAAAGGAAGCGCUGGAGUCGAAGAUGACCGGCCUCUCUCCAUCCUGCCUGCUCGACAAGGAGGACGUGCACGCCUGCCACAGCCUGAUGCUGAGCGCGAGCGCGAGCGAGAUCCCGCCGGCGGCGACCGGCGAGGCGGCCAAGAGGCCGCCGCCGCCGCCAUCCAGCCCCUGCUCGACCGGCGCCGGCAGCUCAUACGAGUCCGUGUCCGCCGACGCGGGCUCCCCGUUCGCGGCCGCUGCGAGGAGCAGCAACAAGAGGGCGCGGCUGCUCGAGCUGCCGGGCGUCGACCGGUGAGGAGCGCCGCCGGGACGCGCACGUUUUUGUCAGUCGUCCUACAGUGGCCACCGCCGCAGCUCCGAUCGACGCGGCUAAUCUUCUUCCCGGAUCGUAGUGUGUUUCCUUCAGUUCUUUGAUCGCCGGUGGGCGAUGGCACUGCCAAAUGAUUGGCAGCGCCGCUCGCCGUGUUGGAUUGCCGAUGGAGGGCUUGGCUUGGUUCUUGUGUGAGAUUGAUGAGGUCGCGCGAGAGCGAGAGGAUGAAGAAAACAAGAAGAAAAAGACAAAAAAAAGAGUGAGGAAAGUGGCGAUGGCUGGGCUUGAGCUCCUUUUCCUAAGGAUAGGGAUAGGGGAGGAGAUGUCAAGAAAAUCUCGAAUGUGUGGGCACAGAAAGCAGCAGCAGCAGGAGCACUGGAGCAGCGCAAGGCUGUUGGACUUUCGCUGCUGCAGGCUGCAGAGCUGUGCACGCUGCGCUCCACCUCCCUGAUCGGAAGUAGGCCCGGUCGCCAUUCCACCGGGCACUGGCUCAUCGACGAUCUCCAAGGCCGGUGGCAAUGGCGUCGCGAUCGAGCGAGCGCCGUGGCCCAUGGCCUGCCGAAAGCGGAUUUGUACGCGAGGCGGUGACCGGGGGUGGUUCCUCGCAGUCGCAGGGUUGUCCAAGCCCCAUCUUUUAGCACGUUGCUACUGGCCUACUGCUGCUGCAGGCAGAGAGCCUUUGGAUCGUGUUUCUAUGGCCGUGUUUGGUUUUGUCAGA
Molecule: messenger RNA, 2083 nt
Organism: Panicum virgatum (switchgrass)
Lineage: Eukaryota; Viridiplantae; Streptophyta; Magnoliopsida; Poales; Poaceae
Product: cyclin-D5-1-like
Exons: 5
Coding region: 250-1350 (366 amino acids)
Biological process (GO): regulation of cyclin-dependent protein serine/threonine kinase activity; mitotic cell cycle phase transition
Cellular component (GO): cytoplasm; cyclin-dependent protein kinase holoenzyme complex; nucleus
Molecular function (GO): cyclin-dependent protein serine/threonine kinase regulator activity
Source: RefSeq, a predicted model, not a curated record